AUGGCUCGUCUCUCUAGUACCGUCCCACUCCUGCUCGUCGUCAUCGUCUUCGUCCUUGCAGUGACAACCAGUCCGCCGUUCCAAGCCCAUGCUUCCCGGCAUCACCAGGUGGCGGACGUCGCGGAUCCACCGUCGUCGUCGUCGUCAUCAUCCGUGGAGACUGACAAAGUUUCGGCAGGCACUGAUGUGCUCAUAAUCCAGACAUACAAGAGAGACCAUGUUGCUGAAGAUGGCAACAGCAACCGUUUCUCGCUGCCGGCACGCGCUCCUUCCACGGCGCCAGCGUCGUCGCCUCCCGAGGGCGGCGGCCUGGCCGGUGACGUGGGCGGAUUUUUCGCGGACCUGCGGAGGAAGUUUUGGAGGCUCGACGAGCCGUACCACCAUGUGAUUCCGGGCAUCGGAGACCACAACUAA
This is a messenger RNA of Miscanthus lutarioriparius, 414 nucleotides long. Lineage: Eukaryota; Viridiplantae; Streptophyta; Magnoliopsida; Poales; Poaceae. The record is from the annotation of a GenBank genome assembly.